UCAAUGCCCUAAAGAAGGACCCCUCUCUGUACGAGAAAGGAGUAAAGCCGACUUUGCCUAAAACCCUACCUUAAACCUCUCCCUCUCUCUCUCUCUCUCUCUCUCUCUCUCUGUAGAGCAAAGCCAUAUUGCCUGAAACCCUACCUCAAGUAUUUUUUCCUUUCACACCUAUUUCCCUCUGUCUUGCCAGUCGAACUCCAUCUCCCCUAACCAUGCCCAUCUACACUAGCACCAGACCAAUCUUUCAUGGAUGGAUUUGAUCUUCAAAGCAAGCUUCCUCACUUCUCAAAACACCAGCUCAAACUAUGUCUUCUCUCUCUAGAGGCAUCCUAUCUCGCCUGAGGUUUCUCUCUCUGAACCCCAUCUCUCAAUAUGCUAUUAGAACGACUUACUUCAGGAAUUUUAGUGCUAAUUCCCGAAAUAUAGAGGAACCAGAGGUCCGUGGCCCAAUCAUUGAGGCGAGUCCAAAGCGUAUGAGGCCGAAUUCGAGGAGAACAGGGGCCAUUGCCAUCAAAUGUGGGAUGACUGCGCUUUGGGAUAAAUGGGGAGCUAGGGUUCCAAUAACAGUUCUAUGGUUGGAUGAUAACCUUGUUUCUCAGGUUAAAACAAUGGAAAAAGAAGGCAUCACUGCUCUCCAGAUUGGGGCCGGGCAGAAGAAAGCAAAGCAAUUGACAAAACCAGAAGUGGGCCAUUUUAGGGCACAGAAUGUCCCUUUGAAGAGGAAGCUGAGAGAAUUUCCUGUUACGGAAGAUGCACUACUCCCUGCUGGAACUCCAAUCAAUGUUCGACAUUUCAUCCCAGGCCAAUAUGUGGAUGUUACGGGUAUCACACGCGGGAAAGGGUUUCAGGGUGGUAUGAAGAGGUGGGGUUUUAGCGGAAUGCCUGCAUCCCAUGGUGCAUCAUUGUCGCAUCGAAGUAUUGGAUCUACUGGUCAAAGAGAUGCUGCUGGAAAGGUUUUCAAAGGCAAGAAAAUGCCUGGCCGAAUGGGUGCGGUCCAGUGCACAGUUAAAAAUGUUUUCGUCUACAAAAUAGACCCAGCGAGGAACCUGAUGUGGGUCAGAGGCCAGGUUCCAGGUGCAGAAGGGAACUUUGUGUUCAUAAGGGAUGCAUUUUGCAAGAAACCUGAUAUCUCGGCACUGCCAUUCCCUACUUUUUUCAUUCCUCCAGAUGAGGAUACAUCACUGUUGGAACCUUCGGUUGCAGACCUUGGGGAUAUUGAUCCUUUUAUGGCGGCUGAUUAAAUCAACACCAUGCAGGUCUCCAUUUUCUGCUUGAUCUGUGUUUUUUUUGUUCUCUACUAUUUAGGGCACAAAAAAUGUAUUACUUAGUGACAAUCUCGGCUAAUCUGAAGAUUGUCCAUGUUUUUUUUUUUUUCUUCUUUUUUUUCAAUAUUUAGAUCACAGCUGAGGAUGAGUGCUGUGUAUUUGAGUCAAUGAUUCGGAUUAUUUCAUAUUCCUGUUAGAAUACUCACAUGAGACAUCCUACAAAAUAAUUGCAAUUUUGACAGUUGUGGUUGUU
Amborella trichopoda is the source of this 1518-nucleotide messenger RNA. It is a transcript of the gene RPL3P, whose product is annotated as ribosomal protein L3 plastid. Gene Ontology annotation, cellular component: ribosome; mitochondrial large ribosomal subunit. Gene Ontology annotation, molecular function: structural constituent of ribosome. Gene Ontology annotation, biological process: translation. NCBI's taxonomy places the organism in Eukaryota, Viridiplantae, Streptophyta, Magnoliopsida, Amborellales, Amborellaceae. The record is from RefSeq and is a predicted model, not a curated record.